AGACCAUAAAUGAGCUGUGUGAUCAAACUCUACCACAUGACAAGGUGAUGUCUUAUCCCUUUCCCUUACCUUCUUCCACUCAAACUCAUUCCAUGAACAUGGCAACUGCUGCGUCUGCAUGCCUUCCUUCAUACACUUGUUCUAUUAUCAGAACAAACUUAACACCACUUGGAUUAUUUUACCCGUCAAACCUCCUCAACAAGUCUUGUUCUAAAUCUAAUGGCUUCAGUUCCGCCCUCACAUGCAAGGCAUCAUCAUCAUCAUCAUCAUCUACGCCAGAUUUUGAUUUGUAUGACCUUCUUGGCAUUGAUAGCUCCUCUGAUCAGUCACAGGUGAAGAUGGCAUAUCGCUCUCUUCAGAAACGAUGCCAUCCUGACAUUGCUGGCCCUGCUGGUCAUGACAUGGCCAUCAUUCUCAAUGAAGCUUAUGCCAUUCUUUCUGACCCAAAUGCACGCCUUGCCUAUGAUAAGGAGCAAGCAAAGAGUUCAGAAUUCAAAGGCUUCACCGGCAGACCCAUAUACUCGGUUUGGUGUGGAUCAGAAAGUGAGCAGAGGGCAAUAUUUGUUGAUGAAAUCAAAUGCGUUGGUUGCUUAAAAUGUGCUUUGUUAGCUGGAAAGACUUUUGCAAUCGAGUCAGUGUAUGGAAGAGCAAGGGUUGUUGCUCAGUGGGCGGAUUCCAAACAGAAAAUUGAAGAGGCAAUAGAAUCUUGUCCUGUCAAUUGCAUUUCGGUUGUUGAGAGGUCCAACCUUGCAGCUUUGGAGUUCUUGAUGUCCAAGCAGCCACGUGGCAACGUAAGGGUAGGUGCAGGUAAUACAGCUGGUGCUCGUGUCUCAAACAUAUUUGUAGAUGUGGAGAAGUUUCAGACAAGAUUCCAGGAAACAAUGGAAAAGGCUUCUAGGUGUUCUAAGGAAACAGACCUCCAAAGAGAAUCACGAAUGUCAGCAAUUCAGGCAAUAAGAUCAAUUUCUAAUUGGUUAUAUUGGCAAUCACCUAGUGCCAGCGGUAGCUCAUCAAAAUCUGAAAAAAGCAUGACAAGAGUUGUAUAUAAAUUGCCUGAGCCUGAUAUUGGCAAGCUCAGAGAUGCUGCUGCAAGGAAGAAAGUAAGAGAAAGGACAGGGACCAACCAUCAAACCCAAUUAAAUACCAUUCAUCCUGAGGAGUAUUGGACUCCAUCAACUUAUGUUCUUCCAUCUUCAACUAGAAGUAAUGCUACUCAAACACCAGCUGAGAAGCCUUCAGUUACUACAGGACAGAAAAAAACAGAUGAAAGAGAUAUUGACACAUAUGAAAAUGAAAAUAGCCCUAUAAGGUGGGGAUUACCAAUGCUUACAGCAUUGACUGCAGUGGCUACAGUUCGAUUACAUGCGGUCGAGUUAACACCUGAGUUGAAACAACAUGUGGGUGGUUCUCUAGCUUUGGAAAUUGUUAACAGCUCUUGGUUGCAGUGUGUGCUGGCAGCAGCUACAUGGUAUAUGAUUGGACUGGCAAUUGUAGACCUUGUGGCCAUCUUUGGAAAUAAAAAUAGAUAGAAGUACAUCAUACAUGCUGAAAAGUUUAAUAGCAAAGAUAGGAUAGAUACAUGUAAUAAGCCGUAUUUGAAGAAACACAUGAAUCACCGCAAUUGAUGUACAACAAUUUCUCCAUUAUGAAUGCCAUACUUGAUUACUUCUUUGACUCAGCUUCUUCUGGAACUCGAAAGUGAAAUAUUGACCCAAACUUGUUGGGAUUUAAAAUCUACCACUUUCUUGCAGCUUUUCCCCAUAUGGUCCAAGGACAUUGAAAACUCUACUUGAUGUCUGUCUCACAGGUAAUGUUCUAUUGAUGUCGGUAUUUCGAUAAAUGUGUAACUCCCUAUUUAAUUUGGGAUAUAACUUAAUGUUUGACGUGCCUUUCACUCUAUUAAGCACGAGAAUAAGGAGGCUAGAUUACAUUCCUUUCCAUUAGAUUGCACUCAGAAAAUAGAUUGCAAUGAGUUACACCUGAUUUUGUAAUGCGUGCUCUACAAAAGAAAUUGAAUUGACUUGAGGUAGGUCAGUACUCAGUAGCGUAAUAAAAAUUGUGUUCGGAGUAAGAAUUAGGAAAUAACUAUUUAUGUUGGUGCCUCUUUAUUUUUAGAAUCAAUCGAUUGCAUUUUUCAUGCUUGUAUGAAGCUUACAAGGAUGCUUAUUAACCAACAAGGCCUUGGAUGAUUCAAUAAUUUUUUCUAUAUAAUUAUGAUUAUUUAUCAUCUUCGUUGGUUAAUAUUUUUCAGUAACAAUAAUAUAUCUGUUCACCCUUUUGUUUUUCUCUUAUGAAUACACUUUCACAUUGAAGAACUAAAUUCCUUAGUUUCAAGGGAUGAACGAAGAUG
Messenger RNA from Abrus precatorius (Indian licorice), 2350 nucleotides. RefSeq names its product chaperone protein dnaJ C76, chloroplastic. Lineage: Eukaryota; Viridiplantae; Streptophyta; Magnoliopsida; Fabales; Fabaceae. Bases 48 to 1529 code for a protein of 493 amino acids. The transcript is spliced from 4 exons. The record is from RefSeq and is a predicted model, not a curated record.